Messenger RNA from Salpingoeca rosetta, 618 nucleotides. RefSeq lists its product as uncharacterized. Gene Ontology annotation, cellular component: membrane. The transcript is spliced from 5 exons. The record is from RefSeq and is a predicted model, not a curated record. Bases 187 to 618 code for a protein of 143 amino acids. NCBI's taxonomy places the organism in Eukaryota, Choanoflagellata, Craspedida, Salpingoecidae.
UUCGAUGGUGCACCCCACCCACCCACUUUUUUUUUCCUGCCAAACACACACACACACGAACAAAGCACUCCUCCCCAUAUCCACACAACACCCGCAGCCGUCGUCACCGACCACCUCUCUCUCACCCACACACACACACACUCUCUCUCUCGCCAAGCGAGCGAUCCUUUGUUGUAAACCAGCAUCAUGGCGAAGAAGGGCUCUCACCUGCUGAUCCACAUCCUGUACAGCUUCUUCUUGCUGCUGUCGGGCAUCUUCCUGAUUGUCGCUGCGGCGGCCCCCUUCUGGCUUCUGGCCCCGAUCCCUUCAGGGGACACAACAGCCUACGCCUGUGGCGUAUUUUCAGAAUGCCAAGACCAGAAGGAUCUUCGGUGCAACAUCGAAGUUUACGGUGUUUCUCUGCAGGACAUUCCCAGUGAGGGUCUGCGUGUUGCCGCUGGUCUCAUGAUUGUGGCCAUGAUUAUCGUGUGGCUCAGCUUCCUCAUCAGCCUCAUCACCUGCUGCUUCUGCUACUCGUGCACGAGCGCUCGCAAGCUGGUGGGCGAGAUGCAGGCGGUCAUACACGUGCACCUCCACACUCUUCUCCUGGCAUGUCUGCGCAAUGUUAAGGAAGGAUAG